This is a messenger RNA of Phascolarctos cinereus (koala), 4760 nucleotides long. It is a transcript of the gene GP1BA, whose product is annotated as glycoprotein Ib platelet subunit alpha. Gene Ontology annotation, biological process: long-term memory. Lineage: Eukaryota; Metazoa; Chordata; Mammalia; Diprotodontia; Phascolarctidae. The record is from RefSeq and is a predicted model, not a curated record. Gene Ontology annotation, cellular component: plasma membrane. Gene Ontology annotation, molecular function: protein binding.
AGGAACAGUACAAGGACAACCAUAAGGACACUAGGGGCCCUGCAGGGCCAGAAGUCAGUUUCUUUGGUUAUCCCUAUAUGCUUAACUACAGGUCUUUGUGUGAGCACACCAAUUCUGUGUGUAUUUAUGGGAGGAUGUGUCUUAGUUUUAUGGUGGGAUGAGGGAAGGAAAGGAAACAAGUAUUUAUUAAGCACCUACUAUUUGCUGGGCACUAUGUUUAGAACUUUACAAACAGUAUCUCAUUUCAUUUUCACAACCACCCUGGGAGAUAGGUGCUAUUACUAUCUCCAUUUUACAGCUGAAGAAACUGAGGCAGAGAUGGGUGAAGUGACCUGCCUGGAUCUGAACUCAAGAGGUAUCCUGUUGCUAUCUCUGUUCUCCAUGCUGUCAUUGCUACAAUUCAUUCCCCUUUUCUAGAAAGAAAACUAGCAGCUGCUGGUCUUUAUUCUAGAUUUUGUUAUCACCAGUGUUGACAGAGUUCUAGGGAAAAUGAGUGAAUCUGAAUAGAAACGGAGAGAGACAUCCAGCCUCUGUAAGAGGAAUGGUUAGACAGGAGAGCUAGUGACUUUCCCUAGGGAAUUACCAAAACUUUGGUGUCCCUCUGCAAUAGUACUAUUCCUCAGUCUGCUCAAGCAGUUUCCUAGGAUAGAUAGGUGGUAAUCAGAGAAAGAUGAAACACUGUGAACUGAAAGCCAAUAUAGAAUAAGUUUGACAGCCACCAAGGAUCUAGGAGCUGAAGGAAAGGGUGCAUCAGUGGGUAUUCUAUGUGAACCCGUUUUAGAUUAUUCAUUGGUACUUACGUGAGAGUUCCUCAUUUUCAAACGUAUGCUGCAGCCAACUAAUGCUCCCCUGUUUCUAUGGCAGGCAGUAGGAUAUGAGGAGGUAGCAACUAUCAUUACCUUCUAAUUUAUCUAUGGGUGAGGAUUUACCCAAGAGAGUACCCCACACAACUUGUCUUGACUUGUGGUAACCUUUAGGUGCCUCCAACCCCUCUGAGUUCAACAUGAUGGUCUUUCAACCUUAUGGCAGUAGUAGAGGAACUCCUCAGCCUCUGUGUAUGUAUGUGUUUGUGUGUGUGUUUAUUUAAAAUAAUUCCUUGUAGAAACAGUGGUAAAUGAAGUAGCUCUUACCAUUAAAAAACAGGUGAAGAAGUCUUGUGCCAAGGAAAACUGGUAGCUGCCUAACUAAAUAAAGCCACCCUUACAAUAAUGCCCACUGUCUCCACUGCUUACCCCUCACUUCCCAGAUAUAGGCCCCAUGGACUCAGAACUCUAAGGAAAGGGUUGGGGGAAUGGCGGAUAUGGGGGAGGGAAGCUGUGAGGGUAGAUGAUAAGGGUUCUGUCUGGAUUCCCCCCUCCUUUGGAAAACCCAGGGCUCCUAUCAGGCCACCAUUUCCUCCCCUCUCUCUUCCCCCACCUUCCUGUUCUUGCCCAAAGCCAGGCAUCUCGCCUCUCUAUAGGGUGAGCAGAUAGAGGCAUAUUGCUCCUGGCAGAAACUAUGAAUUGGAGGAGCUCAAGGGAAAUGGACCCCAUGCUACUCUUAGUCUUCCUCUUCCUCCUCCUCCUGUGUACCUCCCAUUCCCAAACUCCCUGUGAGACCCAUAAAGUGGCUAGCAAGCUGGAAACCAACUGUGAAUCCCUUGGUCUGAAGUCUGUGCCACUGAAGCUGCCACCAGACACUGCCAUCCUCCUCCUUCAGAAUAAUGGCCUGCAAUCCUUCUCUACUUCUUCUCUCAGUCUUCUAAGCCAACUCACUGAGCUCAACUUAGCUAAAAAUAAUAUGAGUGUCCUGAAGGCAGAUGAGAAACUUCCACUCCUCUCAAUCCUGGAUCUCUCUGAUAAUAACCUACAGACCCUUCCCCAACUAAGGUACUCUCUCCCCUCUCUCACAUCGCUUGACCUCUCCAGAAAUGCCCUAAAGUCUCUGUCUCUAGAAACCCUGGCUGGUCUGGAUUCCUUAGAGAACCUCUACCUUCGAGGCAACAAGCUGAGGAGUCUGCCCCCAAAGUUUCUGAAAGGAGCAUCCAAACUCCAGAAGUUGGAUCUGGCAAACAAUUACUUGGAACAACUGUCAGCAGACCUGCUGGCAGAUCUUGAUAAUUUAAACACCCUCUUCCUACAGAAUAACCUGCUCUCUGUCCUUCCCUCUGGCUUCUUUGGGAACAAUCUCCUGCCUUAUGUCUUCCUCCAUUCCAAUCCAUGGAACUGCAACUGUGAACUCCAAUACCUACGUCACUGGCUACAGGAAAAUCAGGGUAAUGUCUACCUCUGGAAGGAAGGCUUGGAUGUCAAGGUCAUGACUCCAGAUGUGAAGAGCGUACAGUGUGACGUUCCCUCUGGAACACCUGUCUACACCUUCUCUGCGAACUGCCCCAUCAGUGGGGAUUAUGAUUAUGACAGCUAUGAUGGGUAUGAUGGGCUAACUGUGAAAGGGGUCCCAGAACCUGAAACUACUACUAUUCCAACCACCAUCUCCCUGGAGCAUUCCACAGUCCUUAAAAGAUCAAAAAAGCCCAGGAUAGAACUCACCCUAUCCCCAAUAACUUCAGAAAAAAACACAUUCCCAAAUACCCGAAGGUCCAUCAUAUUCCUUAACAGCUCAGAAACAACUUUGUUCCCAACAAUGCCAGAAUUCACUAAAUUCCUGACCUCAGAAGCUACCACACUCCAGAUCACCCUAGAACCCACUGUAUUCUCAGAGAACCUGGAAACAGCCAGGUUCCCAGCCUCUCCAGAAGCUAUCACAUUCCCAGUAACCUUAGAAAAAACAACAUUCCCAAAUCCCCGAGGGUCCACCAUAUUCCUUAACAACCCAGAAACAGCUGUGUUCCCAACAAUGCCAGAACUCACUAGGUUCCUGAUCUCCUCAGAAACUACCACACUUCAGAUCAGCCCAGAAAAUACCACAUUCCCAACUACCCAAAGCUCAACAACCACAUUACUUAACAGCCCAGAAACUACCGUGUUUCCAACAAUGCCAGAACUCACUACGUUCUUUAUCUCCUCAGAAGCUACCACAAUCCAAGUUACUCCAGAACCCACUACAUUCACAGACAAUCUGGAAACAACCAGGUUCCCAACCUCCCUAGAAGCCGCCACAUUCCCAGUAACCUCAGAAAAAACCAUGCUCCAAACCACCCCAGAACUUGUCACGUUUCCAACCACAAAUUCCAUUGUACAUACUUCUUCCCUGCCUGUCACCUUCCCCAGUCCCUCUUCAACUUUAACACUCCCGAAUUCCAAUAUUCUCCCACCAAAUGAAGCUCUAGGAAGCUUAGGUGAUCCCAGCGAUUCCUCUCCCCUUUCCAUCUCCUGCUGCCUUCUCUCUCUGAGGUUCUACAUCUUUGGAAUAGCUUGGGUUCUGGUCUCUUCCAUUGUUCUCAUUCUCUUCUUAGCUCUAGCCCAGCCCCCACCUCAUCUGCCAAGGACCCAUGCCUUUAUGGAGGACAUUCCCAAACCACAGGCCACUGCCCACCUUGAACUCCUUAAGGGGAAGGAGGUGAUAGUCCCUAGAGCUUGCCUCCUUUAUCUUGAGGGAUUAAUACCCUCCUUCCGCACUAGACUCUUUCUGUGGGUACAGUCCAAUGGCCGAGUGGGACCUCUGACUCUGAAGAGGAAACCAUCUGCCAUAAGCCUGGGUCGAGGGGAAGACCUGCUUGGGUCAGUCAGCAUCAGGUAUUCAGGCCACAGCCUCUGAGAAGUGCUUCUAUAAACAAACCCUGUCAUGCUCAGGUUCCUAGACAGAAUCUAGCACCCUAAAUGACCUGGGAAAGAGUGUGGAUGUGGCAUACUCUUCUGAAAUCUAGGAUACGAAUCCAUAAUAAAAAUUUCUUCUAGUAAUCAGUUCUUAUUGUGUGUAUUGGGCAGGGGUGGGGGAGAAAGAUUUUAGGUCUUGGGGGUGGUAAGAUAUACUGGUGAGGCAGAAGGAUGUACAUUACCACAUUCCCUCUCCCCAUCACAGACUUUGAGUUUGAAGUGGGAUGGGACAUUCAAAAAGAGAUGUCCUGAAAGCAGCUGGAGAUGGGGCUGGUUUCAAGUGGGUAACAAAGCAAGCACCAACGAUGGUGGGAAAGAAGACUAAUCCGGAGAUAAGGGGGAAGCAUUGGAGGAAGUAGAUAUGAAUAAAAUGGAGACACAGCAUAAGGAGGAAAAAGACUGAAUUUCUAGGUUACACGUUUUAACAUUUUUUUUAAUUGCAGAAAAGUUUAGUUUUCUGAAGUUUGAACCACAGAACUCUCUUGAUGCUCUUUCCUCCACACCACAGUGUCUUGGUGGGAUAGGCUGGGGUAUCACCCCUACCAAGUAGAAUCCUUUGGGGGAGAAGAAAUAAGUAGGAGACUGUUCCCCUAGAAUGCUAGGGUCCUCCAGUACUAACUUCCUAUUCCCCUAAAAUCUCAGAACAUUUUAUAUCCUGGAAAGACUCUCUCCUCCCAUUACCUUCCCAAAUGAGUCCCAACAGACCUUUCUCCUUUCCCUGAGAUAUCCUCUUUCCUGACCAACUGUGCCUCUCCCAGCACCUAGCACAGACAGAACAAAUAUCUAGAAUUUCAGCCCAAAACUGUCUCCUGAGAUCCAGCCCCACAUCUCCAACUGCUUUCAAUACAUCUCUUCUUGGAUGCCCCAUCACUUCAAACUCAAAAAUUCAAAAUCCAGACAAAUCAUAAUCUCCCCAAACCUUCCACCCACCUCUACUUGACUUUACUUUUUAAUGCCAAAAGAAAUACCUUCCUCGAAGUCAUGCAGGCUCAAAACAUCAAACUC